This is a messenger RNA of Lingula anatina, 970 nucleotides long. RefSeq lists its product as uncharacterized. The record is from RefSeq and is a predicted model, not a curated record. Gene Ontology annotation, biological process: respiratory gaseous exchange by respiratory system. NCBI's taxonomy places the organism in Eukaryota, Metazoa, Brachiopoda, Lingulata, Lingulida, Lingulidae. Gene Ontology annotation, cellular component: alveolar lamellar body; extracellular region.
GGUGCGCCCAGCUCGCAGCAGACGGCGAAAUCGAUCGGUCGGAAAAAGUAAAGCCCUGAGUGCUGCUCUUUGCUAGAAGAAUUUUGAUAUUCUUUCAAGAUGCUGCCAACUGUAAGUGAAAAGUCUGCCGAGCCAGGCGUGACAGUCAUCACAGACGGUGGGUCCUCAGGACGUGACAGCGCCGAGACCAAGGCGUCGUACAAGAAGUACAUCAUUGUUGCUGUUGCUGUCAUUGUUGUUGUUGCUGUUGCUGUCGGUGGAACUUUGGGAGCAGUUCACAUCUCUAACAAGACAGCACAAGACGUGUGGAAGGAGUACAAUCUCCGUUUAACCGACAAGCAAGGGAAGAAAGUUGACGAAAAGGUUCAGGUUGAUCUGAAGGACAACAUCACCGUGUACAACGUGAACAACGAGAAGUUCCACGUAGCCAUGGACAACUCGAGGGGUCUGGUAGUAUACAAGAUGGAAAUGAACAACAAGUUUGCUUGUUACUUAACUCCAAUGAACAAAUCUGAAGAGACCGACAGCAAGGACGUGGCCAAUGCUUUGGAACAACCGAAUACCGUCGAAAAUACGACAUCAGAUGAAGAUAAUGAACAAAAACAAUUCGUUGCCAACACCUCUCCGAUCAAGGACAAGUCCUUCCUAAGUCCCAGAAUGCAGGAAUUCUGCAAGGAUCUGGAGGCAUACUGGCUUACUCAGAAGGACGGCAACACUGUAGAUGGCGCCAGCACCCAAACCCCGGCAGGAGGUGAACGCCAGAAGCGAGCCUAUUGCUACUGGAGGCGUUACAUAUGCCGUUAUAUAAGACGCGUAUGCAUCAAGAUCGGUUUUCGUUACUAUUGCCGUUAUGUAUACUAUUAUAGAUACUGUUAUAGGUACAGAUGCUACGGUAAAUAAACGUUGCUGUGAAGCAUUUGUUCAUCUCAAAGAUUAUUGCAAAGCGUGAUAAGUCAACUUUAAAGUCAAC